Molecule: messenger RNA, 961 nt
Organism: Ceratotherium simum simum (southern white rhinoceros)
Lineage: Eukaryota; Metazoa; Chordata; Mammalia; Perissodactyla; Rhinocerotidae
Source: RefSeq, a predicted model, not a curated record
AUGAAGGGAAAAGCUGAAGCGAAGCGGGUGCUAAAGAGGCUGCCUGUUAAGGGCCUUGGAGGGCACGUCCCUUCACCCAUAGCAGUAGCUGCAGAUGAACAUGGGAACCAGAAACUGCACCCCGAUGUGCUCCUCCAGUGUCCGAGUUCCACGCUGAAGGAUGAUGCCGAGUCCUGGGGCCACCCUCACGUCUCGCUGAGACCUCCCUUCAAUGUGCUGAACCAUCUGGCAGGAGAGCAACUGGAGCACCCCUUGGAGAGAACAAGAUCCUGCAUUCCUGUCAACAGUUCCAGAGCUCUCAAACACCAGUAUGGGCCACCACCUGCUGUUGCGGAAGAGUCCUUAGCAACAGCAGAAGUAAAUAGUUCUGAGGGGCUGGCAGGUGGGAGGCAGAGGGGACAGGAUUCUAUUAAUGUGUCCCAGGAAUUCUCUGGCGGCCUUUCUGCACUGAUGAUAGGGGGGACAAGGGUCAGCAAUGGGGGCAUUGAGAGAGGUGGCAGUAAUGCAAGGUUAUAUGUGGCCUUGCCACGAGGUCAAGGGCUCUUUCCAUCCAGAGGCCCACAAAUAAGAGGACCUCCACACAUCCCCACCCUUAGAUCGGGGAUAAUGAUGGAGCUGCCUCCAGGAAAGCAGAGAAUGGCCAGCAAGGAAAGGCUGGCCCACGUUUCUUUCCCACUGGGAGGCCGGCAGCACCCGGUGGAGAACCAGCCAAGGCCUAUUCCCUUGUCUUCCAGUACUCCAGGUUUACCUUCUUGUGCUACUGCUCAUUGCUUUAUCCCUCCUCGACCUCCGAGUUUCAGUCCAUUCCUCGCUAUGCCUAUCCCUUUUGCUCCUCCCCCAAUAUUUGGUCCUCCACUGCCUUCUUAUUUUGCCAAUUUCCAUUCCUGGGGCAUGCCAGCUCCUGCAUCCUCAAACAGAGAGAACAACUGAUGGCAAAAAAGGAGGAAACAAAAGGGUUGGG